AUGUUGCUGGAGAUGGAAGUGCCACAGGCAACAGAAGGGGAACAGUGUGGUGUAUGUCUGACAGUGCCACAGGCAACAGAAGGGGAACAGUGUGGUGUAUGUCUGACAGUGCCACAGGCAACAGAAGGGGAACAGUGUGGUGUAUGUCUGACAGUGCCACAGGCAACAGAAGGGGAACAGUGUGGUGUAUGUCUGACAGUGCCACAGGCAACAGAAGGGGAACAGUGUGGUGUAUGUCCGACAGUGCCACAGGCAACAGAAGGGGAACAGUGUGGUGUAUGUCUGACAGUGCCACAGGCACCAAAAGGGGAACAGUGUAGUGUAUGUCUGACAGUGCCACAGGCAACAGACGGGGAACAGUGUGCUUUUUGUCUGACAGAGCCACAGGCAACAGAAGGGGAACAGUGUGGUGUAUGUCUGACAGUGCCACAGGCAACAGAAGGGGAACAGGGUGCUGUAUGUCCGACAGUGCCACAGGCAACAGAAGGGGAACAGUGUUGUGUAUGUCCGACAGUGCCACAGGCAACAGAAGGGGAACAGUGUGGUGUAUGUCCGACAGUGCCACUGGCAACAGAAGGGGAACAGUGUGGUGUAUGUCUGACAGUGCCACAGGCAACAGAAGGGGAACAGUGUGGUGUAUGUCCGACAGUGCCACAGGCAACAGAAGAGGAACAGUGUUGUGUAUGUCUGACAGUGCCGCAAACAGCAGAAGGGGAACAGUGUGGUGUAUGUCCGACAGUGCCACUGGCAACAGAAGGGGAACGGUGUGGUGUAUGUCUGACAGUGCCACAGGCAACAGAAGGGGAACAGUGUGGUGUAUGUUUGACAGUGCCACAGGCAACAGAAGGGGAACAGUGUGGUGUAUGUCUGACAGUGCCACAGGCAACAGAAGGGGAACAGUGUGGUGUAUGUCUGACAGUGCCACAGGCAACAGAAGGGGAACAGUGUAGUGUAUGUCCGACAGUGCUACUGGCAACAGAAGGGGAACAGUGUGGUGUAUGUCUGACAGUGCCACUUGCACCAGAAGGGGAACGGUGUGUCUGA
This is a messenger RNA of Haliotis rufescens (red abalone), 1044 nucleotides long. RefSeq names its product protein app1-like. The transcript is spliced from 2 exons. The coding region runs from base 1 to 1044 and encodes 347 amino acids. Lineage: Eukaryota; Metazoa; Mollusca; Gastropoda; Lepetellida; Haliotidae. The record is from RefSeq and is a predicted model, not a curated record.